AUGGCAGCUACGGGUGCCUUUGUGACUCUCCACCACGCACGUCCCCUCGCCCUCCUCUGCAUACUGCUCCUCCUGCCAGCCGCUACUGCCCAGCCGCAGACCACGCUGAACAUCACCAACCGAUGCUCCUACACCGUGUGGCCGGCAGUUAUGCCGGUGGGCGACGGCGUGCGGCUCGACCCAGGGGAGACAUGGACCCUCAAUCCAGCCUAUGACAGGGAGAAAUGGCGCGUGUGGCCGCGCACAGGCUGCUCAUUUAACAGCAAAGGCAAUGGGUCCUGCCAGACAGGUGAUUGUGAUGGCGUACUUGCCUGCAAGAGCUAUGGUCAGCCGCCCUUCACGUCCGCCGAUUUCACGCUCCAUCAGUACGGCGGAACAGGUUUCUUCGACAUCUCCCUCUACUUUGGCUUCAACGUACCCAUGGAGUUCCUACCAGUGCCGGUCAAGGGGAGUGGGGGGGCAGGGUGCAGUAAGGGGCCACGUUGUGCAGCCAACAUCACAUCACAGUGUCCGAGUGAGCUCAAGGCGCCGGGAGGUUGCAACAGCGCAUGUAUACAGUUCCUGGAGCAGCCAAAUUCUCCGUACUGUUGCGUUGGGAACACCUGUGAAUCCAACAAAUACUCAGCCUUCUUUUCCCGGAUGUGCCCCGAUGCAUUAAGCUACUCCAGUGAUGCUCCCUUACUAACUGAAUUCAGUUGUCCCGAAGGAGUCAACUACCAGUUAGAAGUGGCAACCAAGCAAUUCAAAGACAAGCUUGGGGAAGGAGGAUUUGGGUCUGUUUUCGAGGGACUGCUAGGCGAGGAAAGGAUUGCAGUAAAACGUUUGGCUCGAGCUGGUCAAGGAAAGAGAGAAUUCUUGGCAGAGGUUCAGACAAUAGGCAGCAUACAUCAUAUCAAUCUGGUUAGGCUAUUUGGCUUCUGUGCAGAGAAAUCCCAUAUGCUUCUGGUUUAUGAGUAUAUGCCAAAAGGAUCCUUGGACAAGUGGAUCUAUGGUCGACAUGACAAUACUGCUCCUCCACUAGAAUGGAAGGUACGAUGCAAGAUUAUUACUAACAUAGCUAAGGGUCUCGCUUAUCUUCAUGAGUUGUGCAUGAAGAGAAUUGCUCAUUUGGAUGUCAAACCACAAAAUAUUCUCAUAGAUGACGACUUCAAUGCUAAAAUUUCUGAUUUUGGUUUGUGCAAGCUCAUAGAUAGGGACAUGAGCCAAGUGGUUACUAGAAUGAGAGGCACACCUGGAUAUUUAGCUCCUGAAUGGUUGACAUCACAAAUUACAGAGAAGGCUGAUGUCUAUAGCUUUGGCGUGGUGGUCAUGGAAAUGGUCAGUGGAAGAAAGAAUCUCGACACUUCCCGGUCCGAAGAGAGCAUCCAUCUUAUUACCCUACUGGAAGAAAAGGUGAAGAACGGUCAGUUGGUAGAUUUGAUUGACAAGAACAGUAAUGACAUGCAAGCACACCAGCUAGAUGUAAUUCAGAUGAUGAAGCUCGCGAUGUGGUGUUUGCAGAUUGACAGCAAAAGAAGGCCUAAAAUGUCCGAGGUAGUGAAGGUGUUGGAAGGUACCAUGGAUGCAGAGAGCAAUAUAGAUCAUAACUUUGUCGCAACAAACCAUGCAAAUUUUGGGAUUGCUGCAAAUGUGACCUCCUCGGCUCCACCUCUAGCCUCACAUCUAUCAGGCCCCAGGUGA
Messenger RNA from Triticum urartu, 1680 nucleotides. The record is from RefSeq and is a predicted model, not a curated record. NCBI's taxonomy places the organism in Eukaryota, Viridiplantae, Streptophyta, Magnoliopsida, Poales, Poaceae.